Messenger RNA from Thermochaetoides thermophila DSM 1495, 7233 nucleotides. Its product is annotated as putative myosin type-2 heavy chain protein. The transcript is spliced from 3 exons. The coding region runs from base 1 to 7233 and encodes 2410 amino acids. Gene Ontology annotation, cellular component: myosin complex. Lineage: Eukaryota; Fungi; Ascomycota; Sordariomycetes; Sordariales; Chaetomiaceae. The record is from RefSeq and is a predicted model, not a curated record. Gene Ontology annotation, molecular function: ATP binding; cytoskeletal motor activity; actin filament binding.
AUGUCAGUUCGCAACAACCCCUUUACUAGGAACAAUGUGCCGCCUUCGGCCGGUCCGAGUGGUGUUGGCCGCCCCAAGUCUUUUCUCGGGUCUUCCUCUGCGUCGAUCUCGCAAGCAGCUCCCUCUCCGCCCUCGCAUGCUCGGACACAGUCCCUCCACCAUGUUUCCUCGACUCCUCAGCUAGCAUCUCAGCUAGGGUCUCUGCGCAGCAUUCAUUCUGCUAACCGUAGCCUCACGCGGGAGCCGACAUCGGCCUCCACCACGUUUGCGCCAUCCUUCAUCAAGACAGAAGACCUGCGCAAACCAACAGAUAUCGUCAAUGGCAUAGAGGGCGAGAGCGAUUUCUCCGGCAAGAAGUAUGUCUGGCUUAAGGAUCCAGAGAAAGCCUUCAUCAAGGGAUGGGUGGUGGAGGAGCUGCCGGAGAACAAGAUACUGGUUCAAUGCGAUGACGGCUCGCAACGAGAGGUGGACGCUGAGAGCGUCGACAAAGUUAACCCGGCAAAGUUCGACAAGGCGAACGAUAUGGCCGAGCUGACACACUUGAACGAGGCCUCCGUCGUCCAUAAUCUUCACACCAGAUAUAUGGCAGACUUGAUAUACACCUACUCUGGCCUGUUCUUGGUGACGGUCAACCCUUACACUCCCCUCCCCAUUUACACAAAUGAAUACAUUAAUAUGUACAAGGGUCGUGGGAGGGAAGAAAACAAACCCCACAUCUUCGCCAUCGCCGAUGAGGCCUUCCGUAAUCUGGUAGAUGAGAACGAGAAUCAGAGUAUCCUGGUCACGGGCGAGUCGGGUGCUGGCAAGACAGAGAACACCAAAAAGGUCAUUCAGUACUUGGCUGCUGUUGCGAAUCCCCAGUCCCCUGUGAGAGCGCGCGGGCAGCUGCAUUCCAAUCUUUCAGCCCAGAUUCUUAGAGCAAACCCGAUUCUCGAGGCAUUCGGUAACGCUCAAACGGUCCGAAAUAACAACUCGUCGCGAUUUGGCAAGUUUAUUCGGAUCGAGUUCAACCGCAAUGGGGCCAUCGUCGGCGCAUACAUUGACUGGUACCUUCUAGAGAAGUCCCGCGUCGUGCGCAUCAACCCUCAAGAGCGUAACUACCACAUCUUUUACCAGCUCCUUAAGGGCGCGGAUUCUAGGCUGAAAAGGGAACUGCUUCUGGAUGGUCUCAGCAUUGAGGAUUUUGCUUACACAAAGGAAGGGCAGGACAGCAUCAUUGGCGUGUCCGACCGGGAUGAGUGGGAAUCUCUUAUGGAGGCUUUCUCGGUUAUGGGCUUUACGCAGGAAGAGCAAUCUGCUAUCCUGCGCACUGUUGCCGCUGUCCUGCAUCUUGGGAACAUCACAGUGGCCAAGGAAAGCCGGUCUGCUGAUCAGGCUCGCCUCACUCCUGAGGGUACGGAUGUGGCUAAGAAAGUGUGCAAUCUGCUGGGUGUACCGCUCGAGCCCUUCCUGCGCGGGUUGCUUCACCCCAAGGUGAAGGCUGGCAGAGAAUGGGUCGAAAAGGUUCAAACGCCGGAGCAAGUCCGCUUCAGUCUCGAUGCCCUGGCAAAAGGUAUUUACGAGCGGGGUUUCGGCGACCUCGUCACUCGCAUCAACCGGCAACUCGAUCGCCCAGGCAUGGGUCUCGAUGAUACUCGGUUCAUCGGUGUGUUGGAUAUCGCUGGUUUCGAGAUCUUCGAGCACAACAGCUUUGAGCAGCUUUGUAUCAAUUACACCAAUGAGAAGCUCCAGCAGUUCUUCAACCACCACAUGUUUGUGUUGGAGCAGGAAGAAUAUGCCAGGGAGAAGAUCGACUGGAAGUUUAUCGAUUUUGGCAAGGAUCUGCAGCCAACCAUUGACUUGAUUGAGCUCUCGAAUCCCAUCGGUAUCUUCUCCUGCCUCGAUGAGGACUGCGUUAUGCCCAAGGCUACCGACAAGUCCUUCACCGAGAAGCUGAACUCGUUGUGGGAUAAGAAGUCACCGAAGUAUCGGCCAUCUCGGUUGGGCCAGGGAUUCAUUCUCACACACUAUGCGGCCGAGGUCGAGUACAACACUGAAGGCUGGCUGGAGAAGAACAAGGACCCUCUGAACGACAACCUCACCCGGUUGCUGGCUGCUUCGACCGAUCCACAUAUCGCAAACCUCUUUGCCGAUUGCGCGGACCAGGACGAUGAGACGGGCGGCAUGCGGAGCAGGAUCAAGAAGGGUCUGUUCCGGACGGUCGCUCAAAGGCACAAGGAGCAGCUCUCAAGCCUCAUGACUCAACUCCAUAUGACACAUCCUCACUUCGUUCGGUGUAUCCUGCCGAACCACGCCAAAAAGCCGAAACAAUGGGUUGGCCCGUUGGUCUUGGACCAGCUUCGCUGCAACGGUGUGCUUGAAGGCAUCAGAAUUGCGCGAACCGGUUUCCCCAACAGGUUACCUUUCUCCGAGUUCCGCCAGCGGUAUGAGGUCUUGUGCAGAGACAUGCCAAAAGGUAUUCUGGACGGUCAAGAGGCUGCUCGGAUCAUGUUGGACACGUUCGGCCUGGACAAAUCCCUUUACCGCAUUGGUCUGACCAAGGUAUUCUUCCGGGCCGGUGUCCUUGCCGAGCUCGAAGAAAAGCGAGAUGCAUUGAUCACUGAAAUCAUGACCAAGUUCCAAGCCGUUGCGCGUGGCUACAUGGCACGCCGACUGGCGAACAAGAGACUGUACCGCGCCGAGGCAACCAGAGUCAUACAGCGGAACUUCCAAGUCUACCUGAAGCUCUGCGACAACCCCUGGUGGCAGCUGCUUCUUAGGAUGAGGCCACUGCUAGGUGCGACGCGCACAGCAGCCGAAGUCAAGAAACGCGAUGAGAUGAUCAAGCAGCUCAACGAGAAGAUGGCAAAAGAGCUUGAAGUUCGCCAGAGGCUUGAAGAGGAGCGCCGUAACGUCCAUGCUGAACUCAUGCGCAUUCAACAAACCCUUGAAAGCGAACGCGCCCUGGCUCUUGACAAGGAAGAAAUAUUCAAGCGGCUACAGCUACGCGAAGCGGAGCUUGAAGAUAAGCUUGCUGGUGCAUUAGAGGACCAGGAGAAGCUCGAAGAGCAGCUCGACGCCCUCCUCGAGGCCAAGAAGCGGGCUGAAGCCGAUGUGGAGCGCUAUCGCGUCCAGCUUGACCAGGCAGCAGGUCUCAUUGCGCGCCUAGAAAAGGAGAAGAAUGAGCUUGUGGCUCGUGUGGCCGACCUUGAACGUGCUAUUGAUGACAUUACGAAGAGCCAGUCGGAGCGCAGCGAGCAAGAAGCCGCUUUGCAGGCGGAGAUCAAGAUGCUGCAGAGCCAGCUUGCGCUUAAGGACCGCAAGGUUCGCGAUCUGGAGACCAAACUACUUAAGACGGAUCAGGACCUUGAGGUCAAACUGAUGACAGCCCAGAAGGAGCUGCAGGCCUCGCGGGCUAAGAACUCACAGCUUGCUGCAGAAAACCGGGAGAUCCAGCAACAGUUAGCACAGCUGUCCAAGACCUCAACCGACUACGAAGAUCUGGUCCGUAAGAAAGAAAGUGAGCUGUCUCUUCUGCGCUCGGACAAUAAGAAGUAUGAGGCCGAGCGUCGCACCCUUGAGGACGAGAAGAAGCAUCUCACGGCAGAGAGAGAUAAGGCUACCGAGCGGCUCCGCGAAGUUUCAGCCGAGCUCGCAGCUAUGAAGGCCGAGCAAGCGCAGCUGUUGAGGGAAGCCGAGGAUGCCAAGCGUCUGCUCGAGGAUCGCCUCUCUGAGGACGCACAGGCUGAUCAAAACCGUCGGGUCCUGGAGGCACAGAUUAAGGAUUUGAAGGAGCAGCUUUACCAGACGCAGAAGGAUCUCAGCAGAGAGCGCCAGUCUCGUGAUGAUGUCCAGUUGCUCGGGGAGCACAAGUACAACACCCUGAAGGAGGAGUACGAUCGCCUUAAUGAGGCCAAAAUCAUCAUCGAGAAAGAGCUCUAUGCUGCACAGGAUACUCUCCGCCGCACCAUCAAUGCUCGGACCACGGCCGAACGGGAGCGGGAUGAGGCUCGGGACGAGAUUCGUAAACUCCGAGCUGCCAUGAUCCAGGCCGAGGAAGCCCGUCGAGAAGCCGAGAUUAUGGGAGAGAGAGCUGCUUUCAAAAUUGCCCGGGAACGUGAGGAAAGCCUGCGCAAGGACCUCGAUGCGGCACAUGACCGGCUCCGUUGGUUCGAAGGUGAAUGCUCCAAGCUGAACCGCGAAAUUGACGACCUCAACAAGGUGAUCAUCGAAUCUAGAGAAUUCGGGCUCCGCAACGAUCAAGAGAAGGAACGGCUUGAGCGCGAACUUCAUACCGUCAAGAGUCGGCUGGUCGCAUCUGAAAAUGACAAUCGUGCCCUUCUUAACAAGCUUCAGCAGAAGGGUUUGGAGAUUGCGCGGUCAACUUCUCGCGCUAGUGAGGCAUCCCGUGCCCAGAUCCAGGCAUUGCAACGCGAGAAGGCCAAGCUAGAGGAGCAAAAUGCUAAGCUCAACAAGCAACUCGGCGAUUCGCAGGUCACUAUUGCUUCCUUGGAGAAGAGGCUUGAGAAACUGCAGCUCAGCUUGGAAGACCUCAACCACGAAGUUGCCCGGGAGGUACAAAACAGCCGGAGUGCCGAGAAGGCCCAGUCUACCUUCACCGUUCAGUUGGCUGAAGCCAAUCGCACUAUCGAAUCGGAACGUCAGCUCAGGACCCAAGCCCAGAACACUGUGCGCACGUUGCAAUCAACCCUUGAGGCUCGCGAUGCGGAACUUGCUGAGCUGAGAAGACAGUUGUUGGCUGCUUUAAAAACUGUCGAUCCCGACUCGGCGCCGCCAAUCCAGUCGCACAACGAAUGCACUCAUGAGAAGCUCCUUACUAAGAACUUCGAUCUGGUUAGGAAGAUUGAGGAUCUCCAUCAAAACCUUCAGGUUCAGAUAGCAGCUCGCGCAAAUGCCGAGGCGCAGGUGGCCGACCUAAGGGCCGAGGUGACUGCGUUGAAGGCAGCGCGAACUGAGUCUCCUACUCGGAAAGCUCUUGUCGAGGAAACCAUCAAUAAGGAUGUCUUUAACACCUCGCCAACGCAAAAGCGGACGAGAUUCAAUGAUCGUCUCCAUGAUAGCACUUCGACUCCAGCCCGCAAAACCACACCGAACUCUGAACUUGACAACAUCCUGCAAGACUCGAUCCCUUCUGACAAAACUGUGGACAUCGUUAGCCUCAACAAUCAUAUGGAUCUCAAGGCCGAGAUUGAGCAGCUGCAGAACCAGCUUCAGCUCGCAGAGAUGCAGAACAAGCACUUGCAGGCCCAGCUUGAGAGGGCCAAGUCGGCUCCGCCCGAGACAUACAUGGAUGACAAGAGCCGGUUACAGAAGCUGGAGCUGGCCAACGCCCGUCUGCAUGCAAUGCUCGACAAGUCGACCCAGCAGGUGUCUGCGCUCGAGAAGGCCCUCCACAAAGGCGAACUCACUCUACGGGAUAUCCAGACUAAAUCCUAUGAGGAGCUCUAUGACCUCCUCAACAGCCAAGAGAAUUCUCGCCGUGAGCUCCUGAACAGCCACAACGAUGCCAUUGCCGAGCUGGCUGAUCUGAAAGGGCACUUGGAGAAACUCCGGUAUGACCGCGCUCAACUCGAGGUGGACCUCCGUGACGCUAGGUCAGACCUUCAGGAGAUGACCCUGGCCCGCGACCAAGAAGCGGCCAGCCGGAACCAGCUGCUGCAGGAAUAUGCCGAUCUUCAAAUCCGCUUGGAUGCUGAGUCUUCGAAGCUCGCCGAUGUCACUGCCAGUCUCAAUCUCUACAAGAGCCGUGCCGACGAGUACUUCAGCAAGCUUGAGCAAGCGGAGAUUGCUGUGCUCAAGGCAACCCGUGCUGAGCAGUUCGCCAAGUCGCAGGCCAAAGAGGCUGAGGAGAGCUGUGCUGAAAUGAUGGCGGAGCGCAAGCGGCUAGAGGAAACUAUAGAGGACCUUCAGCAACAGACUCAGCGUCUUGAGGAGAAGGUUGAAGACUUAUCGACCGAUCUGGAAGCGGCUCUGCAGGCCAAGAAGAGGCUACAGCAUGAACUCGAAGAUUACCGCAAUCAGCGGGCCAAUGAUAUCGAGGACAAGGAAUCGAGCAUGGAGCAGCUGCGUAAGAAGUACCAGGCCGAGUUUGCCGCUUUGAGCAAGGAACUCGAUCUUGCCCGUGAGGAGAAGCUGUUCAAACAAGCCGAGAUCACGCGGCUGCGUGAAGAACUCGAGGACCUGCGCUCCAAGUGGGAUGACGAGGUGCUCAACAGCUCGACUUGGUCCAAGGAGAAGGCGCGUCUGCAGGCGACGCUUGCCGAUGUUGUCGCUUCCCGUGACGAGGCAGUUAGCGCGCACAAUGAGGCUCAGGGCAAGAUUGUGUCACUGCUGUCGCAAGUGCGGGAGCUGCGGACGUCUGUGGAUGAGAUUACUGCCGAAAGGGAUAACCUGCUGCGUGAGAAGCGGAACCUGGAGUCUCGGCUGGAGGAGGCUAAGGCUGGUCUCGAGUCGCUGGCCAAGAGUGAAAGUCCCGCGAUGCGAAACGCUGCGAAUAUUGACAAGGAAAUUCUCGAGCUCAAGGCCGCUGUUGCUCAGCAAGAGGACAUCGCUGCUGCGGCGGUUGAGAAAAUGCGACGUGCUGAGGCCUUGGCGGCGGAAAUGCAGAAGGAUAUUGUGGCUGAGAGGGAGGCCAGCGCAGAGCUGCAGAAACAGAAGGCAGCGCUGGAGAAGCAGCUCAACGAGAUGCAGCUCAAAUUUAUUGAUCUCGAAACUAAGGGUUUCUCGGCGGCCAGCAACGAUAUAAAGUUCCUUCACAAGCGCAUUCAAGAGCUCGAAUCCCAGCUCGAGCAGCAUGAGAACGAGCGCACAAAGGAGCAGCGGUCGGUGCGCAACGUGGACCGUAUCGUCAAAGACCUGCAGGCCCAAGUCGAACGCAAGGACAAGCAGAACGCCCAGCUCAACGAAGAUAUUACGCGGCUACGCGACAAGGUCGACAAGCUGCUUAAGACUAUCGAGGAGCUGCAAGCAUCCGAAAGCCAGAGCGAACUAUCACUGCGCCGGGCCGAGCGUGAGUUGCGUGAGGAACGUGAGAAGUGUCUCCGCCUGGAACGCGAGCUUGAGGGCUGGAAGAACCUACGCAUAUCAGGCGGAUCCGUCGCUGGCAGUGUACUGGGUAGCGUCCGCGGCCGCAAUGGGCCGACCGUUACCUUUGUGAAUGAUGAGAAUAUCAAGAUUCCGCAGCGGAAGAGCAGCCUUAGUCGGGUGCCGAGCUUGACCAAGGGGUUUAUUUGA